AUGAGCGCGAGGGAGGUGUGCUUGGAGGGCGGCUCGCCCUGGGGCUUCCGCAUGCACGGUGGUUGCGAUCAGCAUCAGGAUCUUCGCAUCUCGAGGGUGAACCCGGGAAGCAAGGCUGCCCAGCAGGGGGUGCGCGAGGGCGACCUCAUUAGCAGCAUCAACGGCAAGAGCACGCGCGAGCUGACCAACAUCGAGGCCCACGGGCUUCUCCGCAACGCCGGCGACCAGCUCAAGUUGGGCCUCAACCAAGAAAACGCUUCGCCAAAGAGAAGAAUCUACAAGAGCAGCCUCCAGGAGAACACAUCCAUCGAAACAAUCAAGAAAAUCACAACAAAAACGACAACAACGAAUACGCACGUCACGGAAACGCGGAAAAACGGAAAGGAUGACACGAAAAACGGGGCAAACUACGAGAAUCAGAACGGCGGCGUGAAAUCGGAAUCCAGCAAUCGGAACAAACAGCAGCAGCAGAACGACGGCAGCGAUAAAAAGAAACAAAAGUACAACUGGACGAUAAAAUAUUGAACCGAAGAGCUUGAGAGCAGCUGCCUCGUGAUAAGGAUGCCCUGCGGAUCGCGAAGCCGGAAAAACCGGCGCAACCGGCAGCAGCGCAAAAAACCAGCCGCAGCGAAAAAUGGCCCCUCAGUCAUCGAGGUCCGCGCCGAGAACAAGACCGACACCACCGCGGCCAAACCGAUCCCACGGCCCGGUAAAAUCGACAAGCGCGUACUAAACACCGGCACCCAGAUCUGCGAGAUAACGACGAUAAGGCACGCGACGCCCCUGGAGGCGCGGAUCGGCCACGUGGCUGGGGUCGGUAUAGUCGAGUCGAGCCUCGGCUCGUCGACCGUCACAAUAACCGAGCCCCUCGAGCCCAUGGGUCCGCUCCCCCGGGAGCUCGCGACAAAGGUCCAGAGCCUCUCCGGUGGCGGCGCCACUUGCACGGCCUUGGCCAUACCCGCGAAGCGCUUCAGUUUCCUCGAGAUCUGCGAGGUCACGGACAGCGACGCGGAGGCCGGCCGGAAGCCCCGGCAGCAGGGGAUCAUAGUCGAGGCCGAGUCAGACGAGGAGGGGGCGCCGGAGACGAAGCCGAUGUCACGGGAGGUGGAGGACCACCUGCGCAGCUUCAUCGAGGGUCUGAGGCUGCCAAGUUCACCGACCGAUCGAAAAACAGCCGAGCCGCCAAGUGGGAGGGGGAACGCGGCUGUCGGGGAGACGACUGCACUUGGCUGCAGUGCCACCUUGGCGUACAACCAGUUGCAAAUGAAUCAAGAGCCGAGCAACAGCCACACCAGGUGUCUCGACAUCAUCGAGGAGGAAGAAGUGGUGGACUGUAACAACGAGGAGGAGGAGGAGGAAAAGCCACCGCGGGAGCACAUACGUGACUUUAUCAAUGAGGAGAUCGGCAAGUACAGGAGAGAGCCGAGGAUGGAGGAGGAGGAGAGCCGCGACGAAACGAGGGUAGAGGAGGACGCGUACGCCGAGUGCAAGAACGUCGAGACGUUCAUGAACCUCGUGAAGAGCCUCAAGGAGAGCGUGAUCAAGGACUUUGAGCGAGUUGACGAGCCAACAAAGCCCGAGGAGAAAAAAGGCGUUGGUCCGACAACUCCCGCGGACGGAGUGAACGAGGGUGCAACGGAACUGCUGCCACCCGUAACUGAAAGUGUCGCCGAGCAAGUUGCUACCAGGGAGGAUGAGCAAAUCGACGAAGAAGCUCCGCUGUCGGAAAACUUCCUACUCGAGGCGUUUGCUGGGGGCACCGGGAGCGUAAACAUCGAGAGAAAGGAAGAAGAGGCCGGCGACACGGAGGACAAUGUCAACUCGAUGCCGGACGGGGAGUCUGACCCGCCGAACGAGAGCUGCACCUCGGAACGGAGGAUCGAGGCGCCUCCACCCCCGAUGAGGUCGGUGAGCUUGGAGCCCUCGCUGGGCGUCCACCCCGUGAUCGAGCGCAUCAUCCUCGUGGAGCGCCACUUGCCUGCGAUGCCGCCCCCUCCGGUUCGCCGUGGGAGGCUGUUUCGCGGCUACGACUCUCGCCCACUACCCCGAAACCAGUACUGGCCCUCCGACGAGGACGACUUUGUGCGCUCCCUGUUGGUGCUCCUGGGGCGUCGUGACCUCGCGCCUCCACCUCCUCCCGCGUCCGAGGGGGACCAAGAGCUCGGCAAAGUUGGCACUAGCGGGCCGGUGGUGGGCUUUGAAGCGGCGAGCGUCGCCCAGAGUCCGGUGGGGUGCGGGGAAGCCCAACUGCCACCUGGACCCGAGCCAGACGACGGGCACCUCUACUACGUGCCGGCUAAUAUUAGCCCCGACGCGCCGUCGGCCAAGUUCACCGGCGCCGAUAUCCCGGAUGCUACGCCGAAGGACCCGUCCGUUGAACGGACACUCUCUGUCUUGUCACCGCCCGUCGAAUGCAGUGGUAAAAGUGCCAAUGGCUGGACGGGCGUGCCGACGCGGGACAACCCGCGGCUGCUCGUGUGUUUCUCCCCGGCCCAGCAAGAGGCCCCCGUCCGAGCCACGGCCGACAAUCUGCUGGACCUGCACAGGAAAUUCGUGGAUCGACACGGCUACCACCUGAGCCACCCGAAGCCAGUAUCGCCCCCCAAGUACCUCGUGGACGUGGUUGGGCCGAGCAGCGGUUCGAAGCGCCUCCUGAGCAUCGUCAGCAGGGAGAACCGCGUGGCGGCCGAAAGACAACGGCGGGGCACGUUAUUAAUAGACGCCGAUAACGGGCAGAGCCGCCUCUGCAACGGGACGCCCACCACCGGCGGCGCUCGUAGGGAUCCGGUGUCGUUGGCCGGUGGGUGUUUACGCGCGGUUAUCAGCGACAGUGCGCCGGACGGGUGCCGGAGACGCGUGAACCCAGCGCUGAUAAUCGGCGAGAGGCCCGAGGUGCCGGCAAAGGCCAAGAGGCGCGUGACCGUGGACAGGGAGUGCAUCGACACGCGGAGCAUCUUCGACCAGGGCCCCGCGAAACAACAACAGCGGGGCAAACCCGAGUCGUCCAGGGAGUACUUUGACCGGCAGCUGAGGCACAUCGAGCACCUACAGAGCCAACUGAAGAACGGCAUCCGGGAGGUGGGCGCGAUGAGGGAGGCCGAGAGCGAGUCCAAGCUCAAAGCUUUCUUCAGGUACCUGCACGACGAGCCCGCCAACGAAGAAGAAGAAGAAGAAAAAGGUGUCCGGGUGCCGGAAAAACCGGCCACCCCGCCACUGGAGAGCAGGGAGAGGCAAGUGGUGCCACUCGGGCUGGGCGAGGCCCUUCGCCAGCAGAUGUACGAGGAGUACGUGCACAAGGUGCUCGAGCGCGAGGAGCGCAAGCAGCACAGGGUCAUCAAGAUAAGCUCGUGCGCGGACCUCGAGGGGCAGGUGGGGCCGAGUAGGAGGGGCAGGCAACGCGACGAGGACAUGAACAAGGUCGAGCAGGAGUUUAUCGCGAGGGCGAGGAGCCGGCUGAGCAGGCAAGGCGUCAGGCUCGACGACAGCGAGACCGAGGGGGGUGCGAGCACGGAGCCACCUAUCCCUGGCGAUGCCAAGUUGAUCGUCGGUGGCGAGGAGGUGAGGGACGCGAGACGCCUGCCCAAACACCUGCAAGAGUUCCUCGAGCUAUCGACCAAAAAGGAGGAGGAGGAGGAGGAGGAAGACGCGGCUGCGGGUAAUUUGCCGAGUAAGGAGACGGAUCUCAAGGCUGGGACCGGCACGGAUUUGCUGCACGAGAUUGACGGCGCUCUGAGCCUCGGCCGGGGAUUUUUGCUAGCCGGCAGAGAAGAAAGAGGAGCUUGUCGUUUUUUUUUUUUUUUUUUUUUUUGUUUCCACCUCCCGANGGAUGAGCCGAUACCGGCGGUUUGGACACCGUCGAGCGCAGGACCCAGCCCCGUCCCCGAGAGAAAGGAGUUCCGUCCGGUCGCCUUCGAGAGUCCAAUACUGAGCAGAAAGAAGGUCACGCAGGGACAGUUACCAAAGGGAGCGGCUUACCUGGACGAGACUGAUCACAUCGCCUCGGCCAGAGAGGAGAAGCCACUGCAGAGUCCCGGGGAAGUCACCCAUGCGCCGAGGAGGGAGUACGAGAGCGAGCCAGAGACCGAAAAUGAACGGGCCAAGAAGAUGGCCGAGCUCGGCCCCCGCAAGUACGAGGGCAUCGGCCCGACAACGAGAAACGGCAUACCCAUCGUACUGAGAUCCGAGGUCAAAGAGGGCAAUCAGGCAAAGUGGUACAAGCGAAUGUACGAAUCCCUUCAUCGCGUCCCAAAACACGACGACUACGUAACCGUCCGCUACAAACCACACAGAGGUACGAGGACGGGCUACAGUGGAACGUCGAGCGGCUACCUGAGCGAGCCCGAGCCGCGAAGCUACUCCGAGAGAUCCGCGACACUCGACAGCCGCCGGCACAGGCAGCGCCACAAGGACAACGAUUUUUCGACCCUGCCCAGGCCAACUGGACGAGCGGAUGGCCACUACUCGCCGGACACGUAUCACAUGAACCCGGGCAGGAUAGAGGACUACGUGCCGGGAAACUGCUCGAUCCAGGAGAAGGAGACCAAAGAGCCAACGUCAGAUCUCUCUUGGGCGAAGCGUAAGUGGUGGGACGAGGUCAUGGACAUAUUUGACGGGUGGCUGGACGAGAACGGACGCUUGCAGAGCCGCGAGCCCUCCCAAGCCACGGUCAGCCUCGUCGGCUCGACGCCCACCAGCGGUCUGCUCCAGCGGCCCAAGACGAGGCCCACGGGCCUCCUCGGCUCCUACGGUCAGCGCCACCACCAGCAGCAAUCCCGCCUCUCUCACAGCGUAAGCGCGGGCAAUCGAGCCCAACCGCAUCAACAAUCGCUGCGGGGCAUGACUGGCACCAGCCUCGAGCACCGGCUCCUCCAGGCCGGCCGGAGGCCGAGGUCCCAGACGACGACGGCCGCCAGCAGCAAGAUCCGCCGGGACCUCGAGCUCAACGACGAGCAGCAGCGCCUGCGCCAGUCCCGGCUACUCGAGAGCCUCUUCGAGCUGGCUGGUAGCGAAACCCGGGCCCGACUGCUCACUCGAGGGGGCAUCGUUGUCAGCCGGCCACGCAGCGGCUCGACUGGCGACUCGGAGCGCCGGCUGAUCAAGCCCCUGGCGACUACGGACGACGACGACGAUGACGACGAUGACGACGACGACGAAGACGAUGACGAGAACGUGCGGAACGACGCGUCGUCUUGGGCGUACCUCGGGCCAGCCGCCGGUGCUGGGGCUAGGGUGGCCGUUCUCGCAACCACCACCAAUAGUAGCAGCAACGGCACAGUUAUCACGAAUCGUCACAAUAAUCGCCACCGCCAUCACAGUAGUAAUCAGCGUCACGGGCUUAGGUCGUCGAUGAGCGGGAGCGGCGCUGGGACGAUCACGGGCAUCGGUGGGGCCGGCCAAAUUGCUCUGCUGUCGUCUUCGGCUUCCUCCUCAUCCUCGGUCACGAAUUCAUCCUCCAACGGCACGACCACGUCCACGAAUCAUGCCGCGGUAGCGCCCUUCUCUUCUUCUUCACUGCUGAUGCCGUUCGAGCAAUCGAGCACCCACUCGCCCAAGUCUUACAUGACCCACGCCCUUAAGGAGUCCGGCUACGAAAGCGACUCGACUCUAGUCUUCCGUCGACGCGAAGACGUCAGUCCAUUGAGUCCACUUGAGCAGAGGAUAGCGUACAAGACGGUCCAGAAGGGUGGUGACGUUCCCCUUCAUGGUUUUCGCAAACCUGCUCCCGAGCGACCCAAAGACGACACGGAGAUCGAGUACUUUCCGAUCUCAGGAUCGACAGCAACGACACUGAUAAAUCUCCGCGUUCACAGCACUACAACGACGAAAAAGAAGAAGAAGACCAAGUCUGGUAGAACAAAGAAGCAGACGUGCGGCAGCAACAGCAGCUCGACCUCACCUGCUUCGUCCACCUCGUCGAUGAGCGUCUCGCGCAUUCCCAUCGUCGCUUCUAUGGCGUCGCAGCCGUCCAAAAGGACCCCGUUAGCGCCCAAAAACUCCAGUCGCCCGCUGUCCAUCCCAUCGACGAAAAAGACCACCUCCCCCAUCGCCGCUUCUCCUCCGAGCACCAACAACAGAGUACCCUCGCCACCCAAGAGAAAGUCCUCGCGCAACAACCGCACCCUCAAGCUCUACUCGGCUACCCCCGCUACAAUCACGGCAGUGGACGACACUCGGCGCACCCCGAGUCCUGCCUCCUCGUCCUCGAAGCCAAGAUCAUCUCCGUGUCUCUCGCGCCCCAAUUCCAAUCCCGUGCCGUUACGCGCAAAGAGGCAUACCGAGGCCCCGACGAGGGCCCCAAUCUCCGGCCAGCAUCCAGUCCCGUCCCGGCAGAAGAGGGAGCAAAAGCCCCGAGCCAGAACGAGGAAGGAACAAGAGGAGUCCUGCAAACGGCUGAGCAGAUCCGCGCUCGACCUGACCGCCCCCAUCGAGGUCAGGCGGAUCCUCCAGCGGCAGAGGGACCGCUUCCCACGCUCCGUGUCCACCAAGCUCCUGGCCUCAGGCACCGUCGUCAAGAGCUCCUCGACUCCGUUCGCCUCGGCCCUCGGGGGCACCAGGCUCAACGACAAGUCCCUGAAGAUCACGGCCGCCAUCACCCCCCGGGGCCGGGAGAUCCUCGGUAAAUCGCCCAAAAGCCCAUCCGAGAGAAGGAGGGUCCAAAAAUCACCGUCGGCCAGGGCGAAAGUAGCAGCGACACCAAGGACGGACGCGUCUCCCGCGUUGACCAUCGAUCUCCUGAAGAAGCACCACGAGGCCACGAUGUCGGACUCCUUCUUCCAGCACCUUUUCCUCCGCAACUCCCACAAAGAACCCUCGACAUCCCGCUCCUCGGUGGUCCCGCUCGUCCGUAGGUCCUCGGUGCUGGAUCGAGCUCGGGCCUUUCAGGUGAUCAGCGACGGGUGCAGGUCCGAGCCGUCGCUCAAGUCCCUGAGCAUCUACCUGGCCCACAAGCGGCCCGUGUCCAACUCGCGCUUCCGCAACUGGGAGCGCGAGAGCAUCUCGUCCAGGAGCUCGAGCCCCUACCACCGCCGCGCCGCCGACUCCUUCGGCUCGACCACCUCCCUCCGCAGCCCCGAUCCGGCCCCGCGCGACUCCCCCAAGGAGCGGAGUCUCAGCGAGCCCCCGCUCAAGGCCACCCGCGCCCAAUCCCCCUCGCCGAGUAGACCACCACCACAACCCCACCGCGGGAGGAUACUCGACAGGGCAAGGAGCGCCAGCGAGGCCGACUACUGCCACCGAUUAGGUUCGAGCCCGACCCUCCUGGCCACCGGCAGCCGUAGCACCGGCUCGCUUCUCGGCCCCCCCACCGAUCGGGACGAGUACCAGCGGUACAUCACCGGGAGGCUGCGCUCGCGGCAGACGUCGAAAAAGUACCGGGACCUGCGAGAGUUUUACGCGAGUCUGGAGCGAGUGGCACGGCUGGAAGAGGCAACGACCGGCUCGUCGUUAGGUGAGCUCCGGCCGAGGCUGCGGAACGAGGAGGUCAUAGAUUACGAGCGCUGGCGGCAGCUGCGGACCAGAGAGAGGGCCGAGCAGGAGUUGCGAGGCCUAUACCGGAAGCUGAAGCUCGCCCAGCGGGAGAAGGACUUUCUCUUUUCGACUCGCGACGUGGAGCGCGCCAAGUGGCGGGGGGACGCGAGCCUCAGGGCCAAGGAGAGGUCCGUGGGGAGCAUCAAGGAGCAGUUCCACAAGCUGGCCCGGGAGGAGAGCGAGCUCGAGGCGGGGCGCCGGCGCGACAUCGCCUCGAGGAAGGACACGUACAAGCCGCUUUGGCGGGGCAGCUCGGUCGCCAGCGCGGCCGACUCCCUCGCGCGAAGGGCCGUCGGGAGGCUCGAGCCCCCCACGGACCGGCCCUCCAUCCAGGCGUCCCUCCAAAAGAGCCUCGGCGGGAGCACCAAGUUCUGGAGUAGCUUGUCCAUCGAGCAGGUCACGGCCUUGAAAAACCAGCUAAACGACAUCUACGGGAGCGAUCAGCCCCAAGGCGUUGUGGUGGCUUCCCCCUCGUCCGUCUCGGACUACGAGGUCCUCGUGCCCGAGAAGAAGCGGCGAGACUUGGAGCAGCCGCUGCACGUCAGGUGCCACUCGAUGAUCGCGUCAAAGGGGGAGCCGACGAGCGUUGGCUCGGGUAUGCAGCGGAGCGGCUCGAUUUGCCGGGCCUCGGGUGGCAUGACCGAGGACGAGAAGAAGCAGCUGUCGCUGACCCUCGGCAAGGAGGUGUUGGAGAAAACGGGCCAGAAACUAUCCACGGUUAACAAGCCCGAGCGGGUGGACAGCGGGGCGACGACCGAGAGCUCCGACGCGUCCGCGGGGACGGUCGUGCCGCGGGAGGAAAAACGGCCGGACAGUGGGGGAAGGGUGGCUGAGCGUGACCGCGGCGACACCGUCACGGGGAGCCGAGCGCGCAGCGCCAGUCCACGCUUGUCACCCGGCACGGAGCUCUGGCUGCGUGGCGGUUCGCCCGAUCCCGAGCGCUAUUGGCGCAGUUACCUGAAGUUGGCUCGCGACGGCACCGUCCGCCAAUUGCGCGCCAAGUUCGAGAGCCUCGAGGAACUGUGCUCCUCGCCCCGGGGCUGGAGGGGUCCACCCAAGCGCUUCCAAAGCGACCCGGAACUCGCGCGGAGCCUCCUGAGGGAGCUCUGCGCCACCGAGAAACCCAACUAUAUCAAGCCCCAGGAGAUACCCGACGUCGCCUGGCUCAGGCGCAAGUACGAGCCAGUCCAGAGGGGUCGCCGCCACCGGCGAGGGGGCGCCUCCCCGCCCAUACCCCGGGUCCCCUGGAAGAUCGAGGAUCUCACGAUGCCCCACAUCAACGUGAUCAGCAAGACGGCCGAGCUGAAGGGCGAGUGGGGCGUGGGUGGCCGGGGAAGGGGAAACAAGGAGACCCGGGAGCUGGUGGCUCGGAGGCCGGUGAAUAGGGUGCGCGAGCUGUUUGAGCGCGGCUCGAGCCCCGAGGAGUGCUCCAACUUGGGGGCCGGCACGUCCAUCCUCGGAGAGAUGUUCACGUCGGCGCCCAACGUGCACGAGCUUCGUGACAUUGCGCCCUACUUGGCUGGCCGGUGGGUGGCCCAUCGGUACCCCAGUCGGUACGACAACGCGCGCUCGCUGUCGUCGCCCCCGGACCUCUCGCGGCGAGGGUCGAUAACUCCGCCGAGCCGCAAGAAGACGAGGUCCUCGCCGAGUUUGACACACGGCUCGAUACUGAAGCAGCAGCAGGUCGUGAGCAGCAGUGGCGACGUGUUUGCGAAUCAGGCCUUCGACCCGAGCAAGCACAGGCCGAGGUUCAGGUACCAGCCACCCCCGCUACCCCUACCGCUGCCCAAGCUGCGCUACAGGCCCUGGUGCCCGCCCAUGCCGACUUACAGCGCCAGGCCCACGGUCGUCAGCUUCGAAGAACACACGAAUGCACCGCCACCGCCACCGCCAAAAGCCCAACACUACAGAGGCGAACGCCAAGAGUCGCCGAGGCGGUAUGUGGAGGGCGAGGUGACGAUCCAUUACCGCUCGCCAGUGCGCUCCGAGGCGAAGGAGCCGCUGAGCGAGGAGGAGCUGGCCCGGCGCAGUGCUGACAAUAUGCGCCGCGUCUACCAGGAGGAGCGUAGGCGCAAGUACCUCCAGGAGCUGCACGACAUCGACUCGCGCCGGCACACCGACAACUUUGUACCGUCGCAAAAGUCGCCGAUACCAUUGAACCGCUACGACGACUUUGUGGACGACCUGAGCUACAGAAGCCGCUCCCAGGAGCAAACGCCCGAGCCGCGGCUGGUCGCCCGCGCCCUGUACAACUUUGUCGGACAGACGCAGCGCGAAUUGACUUUCCGGCGGGGAGAUUUGAUUUUCGUGCGCCGGCAGGUCGACAAAAACUGGUACGAGGGCGAGCACAAUGCGAUGGUUGGCCUCUUCCCCUUCAAUUACGUCGAGAUUAUACCCUACGACGAGAUCAGAACUCUGCCAAAGAAAUCCUACGAGGGCCAGGCGCGCGCAAAGUUCAACUUUAUCGCCCAGACGAACCUCGAGCUGUCCCUGGCGAAAGGAGAACUCGUGUGCCUGACCAGGAGAGUCGAUGAAAACUGGUGGGAGGGUCGAGUCGGCAACAGAAAGGGAAUAUUCCCGGUCUCUUACGUCGACGUCCUCAGCGAACCCGGUCCCAGACCUGAAACACCCAUUCAAAACAAACCUGUAGCCUCACCGGCUGCUCACAGUAUGCUAUCCAACGGGACGUCCAGCGGAAAACUGAGUAUGGGAGCCCACCAUUACUCGCCUACGCUGCCCGUCAGUAUCAACACAACCCAGCCCCAUUAUAAUUCACUGCCAAAGGGAGGAGUGGGUAAGCUACAGGUGGCCCCCGUCAAUGAAACUCUGCACGUCGACACGCACUCGGAACCGAUACCGUACCGAGCGCUGUACAACUACCGACCGCAGAACGAGGACGAGCUCGAACUUAACGAGGGAGACACGGUCUUCGUGAUGGAGAAAUGCGACGAUGGCUGGUACGUCGGCUCGUCCCAGCGCACGGGCUACUUCGGCACCUUCCCGGGCAACUACGUCGAGCGCUUGUGAGGCCGGCUGAACCCCGGGCCCUCGCUCCAGCCGGCCACCGAGCCGGUGAUAUCCCGGGCGCCCUCCUAGGGUCUGGCGGGGCGGCUGCCGCCCCAGGAGCCGCCCCCGGUCCGCCACGCCGAGAGACGCGGCUCCGCAUCCUCGACCUCGUCGCGCCUCGUCGACCGUCUGAUCGCCGCCCUCGUACCCAGUGCCCUGGGUAACUGCGGGGCCAGACGAGCCCGCUAAUACGGACCGGCCCUUUGCUCGAUCGCGUUUCGUUGUCAGUCCAAAGAUUGUCCGAGUGUGUGU
This is a messenger RNA of Copidosoma floridanum, 10845 nucleotides long. RefSeq names its product Cbl-associated protein (gene CAP). NCBI's taxonomy places the organism in Eukaryota, Metazoa, Arthropoda, Insecta, Hymenoptera, Encyrtidae. The record is from RefSeq and is a predicted model, not a curated record. Gene Ontology annotation, molecular function: protein binding.